This is a messenger RNA of Hyalella azteca, 481 nucleotides long. Its product is annotated as intestinal-type alkaline phosphatase-like. Lineage: Eukaryota; Metazoa; Arthropoda; Malacostraca; Amphipoda; Hyalellidae. Gene Ontology annotation, biological process: dephosphorylation. Bases 41 to 481 code for a protein of 146 amino acids. The record is from RefSeq and is a predicted model, not a curated record. The transcript is spliced from 4 exons. Gene Ontology annotation, molecular function: alkaline phosphatase activity.
GGUGAUUGUAUAUGUAGAUAUUUCAGGAAAUUUGGACAGAAUGAGAGCUUUGACCUUCAUUUUGGUGCUGGCGACGGCUGGCUUCUCCGCGGCCCGAACUGCAGGCGAGCCCAAAUUGCGACCAGCCGACGAUGAUGGCGACCACCGCAACCUGGGAGCUCACCCCACCCCUCGUCAACGCGUCAUGGAGGACGGCAGCCUGCGCGCUCUAGAAGAUUCGGCGUUCUGGAACGCGAGAUGCCAAGCGGAGCUAGCCGACCAGCUCGCCAAGACGCCCAUCGUGAGCCAGGCCAAGAACGUGAUCGUCUUCCUCGGCGACGGCACGGGCAUCGCCACCUUCACCGCCGCCAGGCUCCUCAAGGGCCAACGCUCCGGCAAAUACGAGCUCGAGCAGUCCGCUUGGGAACGUUUCCCCUUCUCUAGCAUCAUCAAAACCUACAACACGAAUCUAUUUCGGAUUCACAAUGACAGUCCCAGUUAA